CAUUGGAUGCGCUCCACGCACUGACGCGAUGUGGAAAGUAGUGAUGUCGGAGGAGGUCGGCAAGAAAGUGCAGGCUGUGGUGGACCGGGUUAAUCAGGCGGUUACCCGACGCCCCAAGACUUUACCCUGUGUGGCACCUCGACUCGUAGCUGUCAGUAAAACCAAACCACCGGACAUGGUGGUAGAAGCUUACAAACACGGGCAGAGGAACUUUGGAGAGAACUAUGUAAAUGAACUUGUGGAGAAAGCCUCUCACCCACUGAUUUUAUCAUCAUGCCCUGAAAUUAAAUGGCAUUUCAUUGGACAUCUACAGAAGAAUAGUGUUAAUAAACUCCUGGGUGUUUCAAACCUCUACAUGGUGGAGACAGUCGACUCAGUAAAACUGGCCGAUAAAGUCAACAACUCCUGGCAGAAGUUACGGCAGUCCAGCACCCAGAGGUUAAAGAUUAUGGUUCAGAUCAACACCAGCGGAGAGGAAAGUAAACAUGGCCUGCACCCCAACGAGACUGUCAACACAGUCAAGCACAUCGUAUCCCAGUGUCCUGCCCUGGAUUUUGCUGGACUCAUGACUAUUGGCCGCUAUGGCUAUGACCUCAGUGAAGGCCCCAACCCAGACUUCCAGUUGCUGUUAAAGCACCGGGAGGAGGUGUGUGAGUGUCUGAAGCUUCCGGUGGAACAAGUUGAGCUCAGUAUGGGAAUGUCUGCAGACUUUGAGCAUGCGAUUGAGGUUGGCUCCACUAACGUCCGCGUGGGUAGCACCAUUUUCGGAACUCGGGAAUACCCGAACACUCCCAGCCCCAGCCCAGAGAAGAAGUCAAAGGUCGUAUCCGAGGAAGCAGCGAAAAAAAUGCAGCAGCUGACCGUCACAGAGCACUAGCUGGAGAUGCACGUGGAUGGGUAAAGAGGACUUUACACGCACUUCAUAACAUCGAAUUACCCAGCUCUAAGACCCAGACUCUUCAUUAAUGCUCUUCAUCUCUUAAGAAAAUGGUCAGAUUGUGAAGAUGUAUCGUACGUGUAGGUGGUGUACAAGUUCCUAUCAAAUAUAUACUGUAUAUCUGUAUGAUUUUUUCAUACUUUGAUAUUUUGUUCAGCAAAGAUAAAGAUAAUUAAUACUAUCCCACACACUAUUUGGAUUUCUUGUUAAAAAAGGUAGUUAAGACCAAAUUAUUGUAAGUGUUCUAUUAUUGUUUUUUUGGUUAACUGGAUACAAGGCCCAGAUUAUAACCUUAUUUUCUUAAUCAUUUAGUCUUUAAUCUUUAUUUUUUUAGGUAAAUAUUCUGCUUAAGAUGUUUGAAUGAACUGUGGAUUAAGAGAUGUGAGAGUAGACCGCUCUCUGUUUAGACUGAAACAGAUCCAGCGUGAAACUGGAAGUGUCCAUGUACAGUACUGUUCAUGUUUUGUCUGUCGCUGUGAACACUGUGAUAAUUGGACUGGAUUUGGUUAUGAUGAGGACCACCUCCAUUAUUUUAAACAAUAAUACCAAACUAGGCUUUAUAUGGGCCUCUGUCAAAGCCCAUAUAGGCUAACCUGUGUAGGAGAGUUACAUUAACAACUUUGAAAACAAACAGGGGGAAUAAGACAAAUAAUAAAACAGCUCGUUACUUGGGAAAACUCUUGACGCGCUGAAGCAUUUUACUAUGCAGUAGUAACGAUGGUUGUAUGUUUUAUUUUUUGUAUUUUGGAUUAUUAACAUUGUUGAAGAAAACAAACUAGAUAGUGUUUGUGAACUGCUGUGAAGGGCAGAUGGGGAAUCGCAGUAUUGUGUGUUUUGAUUACAUGUAGUGUGUAACACAAGCUUGUACCUGGUCUAAAGGUGGUUGUAAAUAAGCAAAUUACUUAAUUUGUGGAAGUGAGUUGAUGAGCAAUAAAAAAAAAUAAAAUACUAACGAGAA
This is a messenger RNA of Electrophorus electricus (electric eel), 1895 nucleotides long. RefSeq names its product pyridoxal phosphate binding protein (gene plpbp). Lineage: Eukaryota; Metazoa; Chordata; Actinopteri; Gymnotiformes; Gymnotidae. Gene Ontology annotation, molecular function: pyridoxal phosphate binding. Gene Ontology annotation, cellular component: intracellular anatomical structure. The record is from RefSeq and is a predicted model, not a curated record.